Molecule: messenger RNA, 1141 nt
Organism: Gossypium raimondii (Peruvian cotton)
Lineage: Eukaryota; Viridiplantae; Streptophyta; Magnoliopsida; Malvales; Malvaceae
Product: PHD finger-like domain-containing protein 5A
Exons: 2
Coding region: 125-457 (110 amino acids)
Biological process (GO): mRNA splicing, via spliceosome
Cellular component (GO): U2 snRNP; catalytic step 2 spliceosome; U12-type spliceosomal complex
Source: RefSeq, a predicted model, not a curated record
UUCUGUUUCAAAUCCAAAGCUUUCUCAUUUCUCUGCUAUCAGAUUCUCACGCCAGUCGCCAUAGCCAGAGCUCUGCUAUCCCUUCUCAGUUACUUGAACAAGCUAGGAACGAUUUGCAGCAGUCAUGGCCAAGCAUCACCCCGAUUUGAUCAUGUGCCGGAAGCAGCCCGGUAUUGCGAUAGGACGACUGUGCGAGAAACAUGAUGGAAAAUGCGUAGUUUGCGACUCCCUCGUUCAUCCUUGCACGCUUGUUGGGGUCUGCGAUGAAUGCAACUAUGGCUCGUUUCAAAGUAAGUGUGUUAUCUGUGGAGGUGUAGGAAUAUCCGAUGCAUAUUACUGUAAAGAGUGUACACAACUAGAAAAAGACCGAGAUGGUUGUCCCAAAAUCGUUAACCUCGAGAGUGCUAAAACCGACUUGUACUACGAGCGUAAGAAAUAUGGUUUUAAGAAACGAUGAUUGCUGCAUAACUUGUUGGGAUUAGGUAGCUUGGAACUGCAUAUCGAGCCUUUGGGUUUCGACUUUGUUGUAUGUUAGAUGAUGGUAUCUCGAGUACGAUGGCCGGAUUAACAUAUAUAUAUAUAUAUAUCUGCUAUGCAAACAAUUUGUCUUAUUGUUUAUGGAGUUAGAUUCAAUGAGUUGCAUUCUUUUAUUUGAUAUGUGUUCAUAGUCUUGCAUCUAUAUGUCAAUGGGAGAUAAAAGUACCGUAGACAUCAUUAUGCUAGAAGUCAGAUUACCUUUUGCCAUCUCCAUUUAAAAAAUGAGUAAAUUAAUUUCUAUAUGUUAAAUCAAAGAGUAAAUCGGUCUUUUUGUUAAAAAUGUCAUUAAUUUGUAUAGUUAAAAACUGGCGUGAUUGAGGGAAUAAACAAAUAGUGACAGGUUGUGUGUCACAUGUAUCUCAGGAGACAAUUUUUAACAAUAGAAAUGGAUGAAAUUUUUAUCAGAAAGACCAGUUUGCUCUUUAAUCUAAUGUAUAGAGACUAAUUUGUAUAUUUUUCAAGUAGAGGGGGAAAAUGUAAUUUGACUACUAGUACUUACUUUCCAUGGGAUAAUUGUUUUUAGUGAAAGGCUUAUAGAUAUUCAAGUGUUGAACCUAUUGGAUUAUAUCUUUUACGAGUUAUUACAUGAACCAAUUGUACUAAA